Molecule: messenger RNA, 1127 nt
Organism: Grammomys surdaster
Lineage: Eukaryota; Metazoa; Chordata; Mammalia; Rodentia; Muridae
Gene: Cuedc2
Product: CUE domain containing 2
Exons: 9
Coding region: 123-977 (284 amino acids)
Molecular function (GO): ubiquitin binding
Source: RefSeq, a predicted model, not a curated record
CGUUCUCUAGAAGGGAACUGCUCUGGGCCCCGCCUUUGAUCUCGUUGGUGGGGCUAGGGGGAUAAGAACUGCACCGCGCGGGACAAGUCGCCGGCGGCGCCUGACGGAGCAGAAGGCACAGCAUGGAGUUGGAGAGGAUCGUCAGUUCAGCCCUCCUUGCCUUUGUUCAGGCACAUCUCCCAGAGGCAGACCGCAGUGGCUUGGAUGAGGUCAUCUUCUCCUAUGUGCUUGGGGUCCUGGAGGACCUGGGCCCCUCGGGGCCAUCAGAGGAGAACUUUGAUAUGGAGGCCUUCAUUGAAAUGAUGGAGGCUUAUGUGCCUGGCUUUGCCAACAUCCCCAGGGGCAUAAUAGGGGACCUGAUGCACAAGCUCUCGGUGCAGCUGAGUGAUGCUAGGAACAAAGAGAACCGGCACCCACAGCGCUCCUGUGUCCAAGGUCAGGUGCCCACUUUUCCAGAGACCCUGAGGCAACCUGAAAAGCUCAAAGAAGAGAGCAGGCCUCCUGCUGCUGCCGGGCACCCCCCAGAUGAGGCGGCUGCUGCUGAGGAGGAACUGCCAGGAGUAGAUGUGCUUUUGGAGGUAUUCCCUACCUGUUCUAUGGAGCAGGCCCAGUGGGUGCUGGCCAAAGCUCGGGGUGACCUGGAAGAAGCUGUGCAGAUGCUGGUGGAGGACAAGGAAGAGGGGACAGGCUGGGGCAGUCCGAGUCAGGACUUGCCCAGGCGCCUCAGAGGCCCCCAGAAGGAUGAGUUGAAGUCUUUCAUCCUUCAGAAGUACAUGAUGGUGGACAGGGCAGAGGACCAGAAGACUCACCGACCUAUGGCUCCCAAGGAGGCCCCCAAGAAACUGAUCCGAUACAUUGACAACCAAGUAGUGAGCACCAGAGGAGAGCGAUUCAAGGAUGUGCGGAACCCUGAGGCUGAGGAGAUGAAGGCCACAUACAUCAACCUCAAGCCGGCCAGAAAAUAUCGCUUCCACUGAGGUGCUGGCCAGACUCGGCCGAGCAUUGCGGAUCCCAGAGGGAUGCAAAACCCUCCCACCACCCUAUCCCUUCUCUAUGCCCUUGCUCUAGUGUUGAUCUAUUCUUGGAGCUUCCUUCAAGAGCACAGUAAAGGCGGUCCAAGGAAGGUG